Lactuca saligna is the source of this 1803-nucleotide messenger RNA. The record is from the annotation of a GenBank genome assembly. NCBI's taxonomy places the organism in Eukaryota, Viridiplantae, Streptophyta, Magnoliopsida, Asterales, Asteraceae.
CUUGUAUAAAGGUGGACUCUCAAGUCAUUUAUUUCCCUUGCCAUCCACUAUCGAUCACACACUCAAAACACACUCACUGUGUGUUCCAACUUCCAAGAUCUUGAAGAACCCAAAACGAAAAACAAAAAAAUGUCCGACUUCGAGUUCUUCCUCUACGUAUCUCUUCUAAUUUCAACUCUAUUUCUCAUCUUGAAUCUUGCCAAAAAGAGAAAACACACCACUUCUUCACCUCCCAUCAACCUUCCACCCGGAAACAUGGGUUGGCCGUUCAUCGGAGAAACCAUCGGUUACCUCAAACCCUACUCCGCCACCACCAUCGGAGCAUUCAUGGAACAACACAUAUCAAGGUUUGGAAAGAUAUACAAAUCAAACUUGUUUGGAGAGCCAACGAUAGUUUCAGUGGAUCCAGGUUUGAAUAGGCUCAAAACACAACUCGUUAGAGAAGUCGAAAAGAACACUUUGUGGGUGUUAGAUUCUUGGCAAGAAAAUACAUCCUUUUGUGCCCAAGAUGAAGCAAAAAAGUUUACAUUCAAUUUAAUGGCGAAACAUAUCAUGAGUUUAGAACCCGGAAAACCAGAGACUGAACAACUCAAGAAAGAGUAUGUAACUUUCAUGAAAGGUGUGGUUUCAGCUCCUAUAAACUUCCCUGGAACUGCAUAUAGAAAAGCUUUAAAGUCAAGAGCCACGAUUCUUAAAUUCAUUGAAAUGAGAAUGGAAGAGAGGAUUCAGAAGCUACACGAAGGAAAUGACUUAGAGGGAAUAGACGAUGAUUUACUUGGAUGGGUAUUGAAGAAUUCAAAUCUUUCAAAAGAGCAAAUACUUGAUUUGGUAUUGAGUUUACUCUUUGCUGGUCAUGAAACGUCGUCGGUUUCAAUAGCCUUAGCCAUUUACUUCUUGGAAACUUGUCCAAAAGCCGUUCAUCAACUUAGAGAAGAACAUAAAGAAAUUGCCGAGAUGAAGAAGCAAUCGGGUGAGAAGGAUUUGAGUUGGGAAGACUACAAAAAGAUGGAAUUUACGCAAUGUGUGAUUAAUGAGACGCUAAGAUUCGGGAAUGUGGUGAGAUUCCUUCAUAGAAAGGCUAUUAAAGAUGUGCGGUAUAAAGGUUAUGACAUUCCAUGUGGGUGGAAAGUGCUUCCAGUGAUCGCAGCCGUGCAUUUGGAUCCUACAAAUUUUGACCAACCUCACCUUUUUGAUCCAUGGCGAUGGCAGAGUGCUAAAGUUGCAUCUUCAAGCGGGAGUGCAACAUUGACAUCAUCGAAUAACUUCAUGCCGUUUGGGGGAGGACCCCGGUUAUGCACGGGAUCAGAGUUAGCCAAAUUAGAGAUGGCGAUAUUUAUCCAUCAUUUGGUACUAAGAUAUCAAUGGGAAUUGACGGAUGUAGAUCAAGCUUUUGCUUAUCCAUAUCUUGAUUUUCCAAAGGGUUUACCAAUAAGAAUUCAUUGUUUGAAAUAGUACUAUUGAAAAGAGAAUAGAGCAACGUCGACAAGAUCCAUAAUCAUCAAUGAUGGAUAAGGAAAGACUUCGUCAAAUCUUAUGUUUGGUGGGAGAGAAUCAAGAAAUGAAUGGCUCAAAAAUGUCCAUGUUGAUCUUGAAGGUGAAAGUUGCUUGGAGCUUUCGAAGGGGCCAUUUCUCAAUACUUGAAUUUAGAGGGUUUUUAAUUAAGUUAUAAUAUUUUAAAAAAGUAUAGUCCAAAUUAUAUAUAGCUAUUUUGGUCAUAUAUUAUAUUAAGUGUAUUUUAGCAUUUAAUAUUUAUAUGAAAUUUUGCAUGCAAGUAUCAACAUCAGUUGCGUAAUUUUCUCCUCU